AAUGCCCAGUUGCUGGGCUGCCUUCAUCAUUGAAGUGGCCAUCUUUCCAUUUUUACGUUAUACAUACAAUAACCAGCUGUUUUUCUUUCUCUCUCCUCACUGUUUUUUUCUCUCUCUGAAAGUCAGGAGCACCACUCAACACACAGACUGCUGCAAACUGAUCCCACCAAAAUUAAAUUUCACCACUUUUGUCACUCACAAAAAAGGAUCCCCACAAGUCCUCAGCUCCAGCUUUGCUUCCGACUUUUCAUAGCAUUAUUAUUGUCUCUAAUAGUUUGGAUUAUGACGAGGGUGAGCCGAGAUUUUGUCACUGUGAGAAAGGACGCAGUCCUGCCUGUUUCAGCUGAUGUGAUCUUCCAUUCGAGCCGAUUUUCCAAUUAUAAAAUUGGAUCAGAUUAUCAGAUAGUGGAGUUGAAGGAUCAUCCUAAGGCACUCUCAGUGAAGGAGGUGGUUGCUCGAGAGACUGCCCAUUUGCUUGACCAGCAAAAUCGGCUAUCAGUUCGUGAUCUAGCCAGUAAAUUCGAGAAAGGUCUGGCUGCUGCUGCCAAAUUGUCCGAUGAGGCUAGGCUGAGGGAAGCAGCUUCACUUGAGAAACAUGUGCUUCUAAAGAAGCUUAGAGAUGCACUAGAAGCUCUGAGAGGGCGUGUGGUGGGUAGAAACAAGGAUGACGUUGAGGAGGCUAUUUCAAUGGUUGAAGCUUUAGCAGUUCAGCUGACUGAGAGAGAAGGAGAAUUGGUUCAAGAAAAGUCAGAAGUGAAAAAGCUUGCAACUUUUAUCAAGCAGGCUUCUGACGAUGCUAAAAAACUUGUUGAUGAAGAAAGAGCUUUUGCAAGGACUGAAAUAGAGAAUGCAAGAGCAGCCGUUCAAAGGGUUGAGGAGGCUCUUCAGGAGUAUGAAGAGAUGUCCCGAGCCUCAGGAAAACAAGAUGUUGAAGAAUUGAUGAAGGAAGUCCAAGAGGCUAGGCGUAUCAAAAUGCUGCAUCAGCCUAGCAAGGUUAUGGAUAUGGAGCACGAGCUUCAAGCAUUGAGAGUUCAACUUGCAGAGAAGUCCAAGCAUUCGCUUCUGCUUCAGAAAGAGCUUGCAAUGAGAAAGAGGGGUGAAAACGCACAGGACUUGUAUGGAAUUGAUGGCAUUGAAGCACUCGGUUCGUAUUUGCAAAUCCAACCCUAUUCCACCGAUGUUCCGGAUAUUUCAGUAUUUUCAAUUCAGUGGUAUCGCUUAGGGUGUGAAAAUGGUAAACGGGAACCUAUUUCAGGGGCUAUGAAACCUGCUUACGCACCGGAACCAUUUGAUGUUGGACAAAUUUUGCAAGCUGAUAUGACGUUAGGGGUCGAGACUGUUACUGUAACGACCACCGGCCCUAUUGAACCAGCUGCGGGAUUGGGAAACUAUGUUGAAGCAUUGGUGCGAAGGCAUGAAACCGAAUUUAAUGUAGUUAUUGUUCAGAUGAAUGGGUCAGAUCAUCCGUCACAAUCUAUCCACGUAUUGCACGUUGGAAAGAUGAGAAUGAAACUUUGUAAAGGGAAGACAACUUUGGCAAAGGAAUACUAUUCCACUUCAAUGCAGCUCUGUGGAGUUAGAGGAGGCGGGAACGCUGCUGCACAGGCAGCAUUUUGGCAAGCGAAAGAAGGGCUGUCGUUUGUUUUAGCGUUUGAAACAGAGCGCGAGAGAAAUGCAGCUAUUAUGCUGGCAAGGCGGUUUUCAUUCGACUGCAACAUCACACUUGCAGGCCCCGACGAUAGAGCUGCUCUGUGAGCUUUGGGCGUUGUUCGGAACAAACUGUAAUUACACUGAUUCUACAUUGUGCCCUGUAUCUAUAGGCCUGCAUUCAUGCAUCCAAAUUAGGGUUUGUCUACAAAAUUUGAGUUUUCAAUAACCUUCAUCACUAUUAUUAUUUUCAUCUUCUUGGUCAUUCUUUUAUUGGGUUCCAUUUGAUUGUAAUGAUCUCUGGGUUUGUUCUUCCCGGCUGAACAACUAAUGAUAUUGAGAAGAAUUCUUUGUACUGGA
Ipomoea nil (Japanese morning glory) is the source of this 2007-nucleotide messenger RNA. Its product is annotated as stomatal closure-related actin-binding protein 1-like. The record is from RefSeq and is a predicted model, not a curated record. Bases 283 to 1755 code for a protein of 490 amino acids. The transcript has 13 exons. Gene Ontology annotation, molecular function: actin binding. NCBI's taxonomy places the organism in Eukaryota, Viridiplantae, Streptophyta, Magnoliopsida, Solanales, Convolvulaceae. Gene Ontology annotation, biological process: regulation of stomatal movement; actin filament organization.